Messenger RNA from Miniopterus natalensis, 981 nucleotides. It is a transcript of the gene AKR1D1, whose product is annotated as aldo-keto reductase family 1 member D1. The record is from RefSeq and is a predicted model, not a curated record. Gene Ontology annotation, biological process: bile acid biosynthetic process. Gene Ontology annotation, molecular function: Delta4-3-oxosteroid 5beta-reductase activity. NCBI's taxonomy places the organism in Eukaryota, Metazoa, Chordata, Mammalia, Chiroptera, Miniopteridae.
AUGAACCUCACUGCAGCAAAUCACCGCAUACCUCUAAGUGAUGGGAACAGCAUUCCUAUCAUUGGGCUUGGUACCUACUCAGAACCUAAGUUGACCCCUAAGGGGAUGUGUCUGACAUCGGUGAAGAUAGCCAUCGAUGUGGGGUACCGGCACAUUGACGGGGCCUACAUCUACAAGAGCGAGCACGAAGUGGGGCAGGCCAUCAGAGAGAAGAUAGCGGAAGGAAAGGUGAAGAGAGAGGAUAUUUUCUACUGUGGAAAGCUAUGGGCUACAAAUCAUGAACCAGAGAGGGUCCGCCCAUGCCUGGAGAAGACACUUGAAGUCCUGCAGCUAGAUUACGUCGAUCUUUACAUCAUUGAAAUACCCAUGGCAUUUAAGCCUGGAGAUGAAUUCUAUCCUAGAGAUGAGAAUGGCAAAUGGUUAUAUCACAAGACAAAUCUGUGUGCCACUUGGGAGGCUUUGGAAGCUUGCAAAGAUGCUGGCUUGGUGAAAUCUCUUGGCGUCUCCAAUUUUAACCGCAGGCAGCUGGAGCUAAUACUGAACAAACCAGGACUCAAGUAUAAGCCAGUCAGCAACCAGGUGGAGUGCCAUCCAUAUUUCAUCCAGACAAAACUCCUGAAGUUUUGCCAAAAACACGACAUUGUCAUUGUGGCGUACAGCCCUUUGGGGACCUCUAGGAAUCCAGCCUGGGUGAAUGUAUCUCUCCCACCUUUGUUAAAGGAUGAGCUUCUAAACUCAUUGGGGAAAAAGUACAAGAAGACGGCAGCUCAAGUUGCUUUGCGUUUCAACAUCCAGCGCGGGUUGGUUGUCAUUCCUAAAAGCUUUAACCCUGAAAGGAUCAAAGAAAACUUUCAGAUCUUUGACUUUUCUCUCACUGAAGAAGAAAUGAAGAGCAUUGAAGCCUUAGAUAAAAAUGCCCGCCUCGUGGAGCUGCUCAUGUGGAGAGAUCACCCCGAGUACCCAUUCAAUGAGGAGUACUGA